Molecule: messenger RNA, 2860 nt
Organism: Amphiprion ocellaris (clown anemonefish)
Lineage: Eukaryota; Metazoa; Chordata; Actinopteri; Pomacentridae
Exons: 13
Coding region: 144-2036 (630 amino acids)
Biological process (GO): cilium assembly; protein dephosphorylation
Molecular function (GO): protein tyrosine/serine/threonine phosphatase activity
Source: RefSeq, a predicted model, not a curated record
UUGUGAGUGUGUGUAUCCAGAGUUUAUCAGGAUAGCGGACCACAUGUGUUGAACAGCCUUUUUUCUUCACUUUCAGCAGUUUUAAAGUCUGAAAAUACAUUAAAUGGGAUUAACAGCUUCACGGUCCAACAAAAUCGAAAGGGAUGAUGCCGACGUUGACCACGCACAUAUCAGUACCAAGACCCUCCUACUCCCAGGCCAGGGAGAACCUGGUGAAAGCGAUCCCACCCAAGCUGCUCUGUCUGCUGGCCUGUGGAGGAAUAGACUGUCGCUAUGAGGGACCAGACUGCUGGAAAUUGAACCAACAAGUAAUUCGAGGUCUUUUCUCCUCCUGGGUGACCGAUGAUAUAGUUGCUAUGACACGACCAUCCAACCAUCUAAUUGAGAAGUACAGCAUCAUAGAUCAAUUCCACAGGUUAAACAUCAGAUCGAUCAUCAACAUGCAGCUCCCAGGGGAGCACGCUCACUGUGGACCUCCUCUAGACCCUGAAAGUGGUUUCACGUACUCUCCACAGAUCUUCAUGGAUAAUGACAUUUACUUUUACAACUUUGGGAUGCCAGACUUUGGAGUGUCAUCUCUUGUCGGUAUAAUCGAUGGGGUGAAGGUUCUGGCCUUCGCAGUGAAGGAAGGCAGGGUGGCUGUGCACUGCCAUGCAGGCCUGGGCAGGACAGGCGUCCUGAUAGCCUGUUAUCUGAUCUACACCCUCCGCAUCAGCCCAAGUGAGGCCGUCCACUACGUGCGGAUCAAGCGCCCCCGUUCCAUCCAAACUCGAGCACAGAUCAGUCAGGUGUUUGACUUUGCUCGCCUGCUUGGCACUCAGCUGGUUCAGUAUCCAGAUCUCAGCCUGCGGCACGGAGCUCCUUUCACCCUGCAGCACUACCUAAACCGACAGGGGCUACUGCUGCAUGGCCAGGAGGCACGCAAUCUAAGACACACACCCAAGGUGGUGUACCUCCUGUGUGUGCGUCUCUCCUGCUUAGCGCUGGGUCACCCGUCUCCUCCAGAGGCCCACACUGAGCUGGACAAAAGAUCAGCAAUUAGGGAGCUGAGCAGGACUGUGAGAGAGACCCUGGUGGCCAAGCAGUACUUGCCCUUGUUGAGAGACGUUCGUAAGGGCUCCUGGGCAGGUUCAGGGUCGGUGUCCUCCUGGGAUGAACCGCUAGGAUUCUUAGAGAGGAAGAGAGAGGUACUGCUGGACAAACGCAGCUACAGUGACUCUGACCUCAGCAAGAUCACAGUAAAUGAGGAUAUGGAGCUGAGUCCAUUCUGUUCUGCAGCACUUGGAAAUGAGAAAAACUGGUGUGUUCAGGAUCUGAUACGAGCUGAUCUGAGACCAGUUAGUCCGGUCCUUGCCACACUUUCACCAGGCCAUCAGACUACCAAAAAGGAAUCUCAUACACUCCACAUCCGAGCGUCCGGUGGGAAAACAAGCGGCAGCUGUGCGAACAGAUUUAAGUGCACAGCUAAGAAGACACUUCCAAAACGCAGCUCCAAUAUGGAGUUGUACAGAAAUCCAAGCAAUCCAGGCCCAACCUCGAUGGCUCGUCCCGUUGCUAAAGCAAUGGCAGAACAAGGUCCUCCGGGGGAAACCAUUCUGCAAAGGUCGGCUCUGCUGCAGGAGGAACUGAACAGCAGUGACUGUGGCUGGGCUCUGCUGGUCACUGAGUCGGAUCCUCAAGUUCUCUGUUGUCUCUUGUGGACCUGGCUGGAAAAGUUGAGGGAGCCUAUUCUGAGUGCUGAGGAUGUGGAAAGGUUGAAUGUUGGAGCGAUCAACCGGAAGCCUCUUUGUGUGCUUAAAAAGCCACAGAGACACACCAUCUAUUGUGUGCUGAGCUGUGUGAACACCGUGACCGGCUUGUGUCCACACAGAGAGGAUGCAGUGCUCCAGCGGCUGAUGAGGGCACUUACAAGGCGCCCUCAAGAGGAACUUGGAAGUCUUACACCUUUGAUGAAAGUCCUGAAGGCCAGUUUGAGAGAAACAUUCCACAACUACAGAUACCUUAUGAGAGCCUGCAGCACCAACGCUACACUUUGAAGAGCAGAGUCCAUAUUAUAACAAAAUCUAGUAGAGAAGAUUGUGGCAUUUUUUGCACCCAAGUGUGGGCAAAAUCAAAAUGCAAACGAGGCUUUUUUUCACAGAAGACAUUUUGACAUGUCACAAUAGUAAAAGCAAGGCUGCAAACAAUUAGAUAGCUGGGUCAAUAUAUAAUUGAGGGACUUUUGAGUUCCACGGGAUAUAUCUUGCAUAUAUUUUUAUUAAAAGUAAAAACACAAAUUUUUUUAAAGUUCAUUAUGAUCAUGUCUUUACAAAUUCCAUAAUUAUUUAUUAUGGAAACAAUCACUUAUUAAUAAAAAAUUACUGGAUAUCACUAAAAUAUCAACUAAAUAACCGUCUGAAUUUAAUAACAGCCACCUUCUAAUAAGCUAAACAAUAAUAAAAUGAGCUCAUUCAAAAAUAGUUUUGAUUGUGUUCUUUUUAUUAAGUUUAGAUAAUCAUGACAGACAUUUCUUUUUUGGCAAUAUAUCAAAUUUUAUAUGGAAAAUAGCGAAUUUUAUCUGUGUCCCAGAAAUCACUUUCAGCUAAGUUCCCCAUUACAAAAACACCUCUCCGGGAAGUGUGUCAAUUCCAGAUCACAUGACCUGCUCCACAUGAUGUCAUUUCCUCCUGAAGAAAAGCCUGGCCAGACUCCAAGGCUUUCUGACUUAUUUAAUAUAAAGUAUUGUGCAGUGGCGUGCGCAGACAUUUUGGAGACCAGGUGCUCAGUGGAAAAAAAGGGCACUUUGUGCAGCGUGUAGAACCACUGGCUGCCUUAAUGUAACAGUGUGAGAUUUGAAAAAAUAAAAAAAAUCAGGAACACA